This is a messenger RNA of Aspergillus aculeatinus CBS 121060, 456 nucleotides long. Its product is annotated as oxidase ustYa family protein. Gene Ontology annotation, biological process: mycotoxin biosynthetic process. The transcript has 4 exons. NCBI's taxonomy places the organism in Eukaryota, Fungi, Ascomycota, Eurotiomycetes, Eurotiales, Aspergillaceae. The record is from RefSeq and is a predicted model, not a curated record. The annotation marks the transcript as partial.
GACGACAAAUCCCCCUUCCAAGGCUGGCCCGAUGAUGAGAAAGACCGACUCUGGCUCGAGUCCUACCACUCUGGCUUGUUCACAUACGUGGACCGGGAAGCGGCCAUGCAGCUCCCCAAUGUAACCUCUCGCGUCGCCGAACCCGGGCUCGAAGACCAGUACAUGGUCGUCCUCGAUGUCUUUCACCAGUUGCAUUGCCUGAACUUUAUUCGCCAGGCCUUUUAUCCAGAGCGCUACGGCCGGAGCAUGUAUCACAAAGACGGAACAUUGGAUUACUGUACAUGGCUCCACAUAGAUCACUGUAUCGAUCAAGUCCGCCAGUCCCUCAUGUGCUCGGCCGACACCUCAAUUAUCCCGGUGCAGUGGAAUGACGCCACCAAGAGCAUGCGACCUCGCGUGGACACCAUUCAUACCUGUAAGAAGUAUGACCAAUUGCUUGAGUGGACGAUUGGGAGG